AUUUCCAUGUUCAGCCCUAUCUAAGCUCAAGGAGAAUAAUCUUUGGAACCCUAAGUCAUGGGUUCACAGUUUACAGCCUUGAUUUUCAUCUUCCUGAUUUUCAUGUUAAUAUCAUUGCCACCAAUUUAUGCUUGUGUUCCUUGUACACAGCCACACCCACCGCCAUACCACAGCCCAACCCGCCCAACUCACCCUAAAGUUCCCCGCCCGAUUCCGCCAAGCACCAAGCAUCCUCCCCACCGUGGAGGCUCCCCAAAAGUAGAGCCACCAUCCAAAAAGCCGCCAAUGCCACCAGUUAUUGUACCACCAAUUAUCAUUACCCCACCAAUAACGAACCCUCCCGUGAUAUCACCUCCCAUUACCAACCCUCCAGUUACAAUCCCACCACCGUCUUCUCCUUACCCACCUUACAGUGGAGGCCCACCUUCUGGAGGCGGUGGUGGAGGCGGUGGAGGUGGAGGUGGAGGCGGUGGUGGAGGUGGAGGUGGGGGUAGCUCUCCUGCUCCACCAACUACUCAACCAACUUGCCCAGUUAAUGCACUUAAGCUAGGGCUCUGCGUGGAUGUGCUUGGAGGAUUGGUGCAUAUUGGGUUAGGAAACCCUGUUGAGAAUGCUUGCUGCCCAGUGCUAGGAGGUCUACUGGAGCUUGAAGCAGCAGUUUGCCUUUGCACUGCUAUAAGACUUAAGCUUCUAAACCUUACUAUAUUCAUUCCCCUUGCUCUUCAAGCUCUAAUAACUUGUGGAAAAAACCCUCCUCCUGGCUUUGUUUGUCCUCCUCUUUAAGUGUACUUUCAUUAAUAACAAGGCGACCGCAUUUCCUAUAUAUGGACGUACAAGAUAGAGCUCAGCCUAUAGGCAGGGUUGCCACCUCGGUCUCCCAUGUUAACUGCUGCUUAACUACCUCCCAAAAAAAUAUAAAAACUGAUCCCAAUAAGUGUACUUUCCAUUUUUAGGUUUCAAGAACUUUGUUUUCUGCUAGGGUUUGACUAUUGUUGUAUUUUGCAUUGAUUGGAGACUGUUUUUCUUUCUUUCUUUCGGGUUAGAACUUCCAGUGGAUAACGGAAUUGUAUUUCAAGUGUCACUUAGUCUUUCAUUAUUGACUGUUAGUGCUUGCUUGAAUUUUAAUCUUU
This is a messenger RNA of Theobroma cacao (cacao), 1130 nucleotides long. Its product is annotated as Bifunctional inhibitor/lipid-transfer protein/seed storage 2S albumin superfamily protein. The record is from RefSeq and is a predicted model, not a curated record. NCBI's taxonomy places the organism in Eukaryota, Viridiplantae, Streptophyta, Magnoliopsida, Malvales, Malvaceae.